GGCAAAAUCCCUGACACUCCCAGGAAUUAGAUCAGAGCACAGCCCAACCCCUUCCUGACACAGGGAGCAAUUUUGCAGAAGAGGCAUUUCAGUAUUAAUGAAAGAAAAUGAAGUCCUCUUGGAUAUUUAUAAUAUAUGUGCUAUGGCUGAAUGGUCAUCACUGUGCACCAACAAAGCAGGAGGAAAUGAGUCUCCGGGAAAACCUGAAGCAACUAUCUGAAGUUGGAGAGAAGUAUGUAGAUGAAGAGGUAAAGAAAGCUUUGAUUGGUAUUAAGCAGAUGAAAAUUAUGAUGGAAAAAAAUGAAGAUAAGCACAUAGAUCUGAUGAAAACCUUGAAGAAGAGCAGUGAAGAAAAACAGCAAGCCUUGCGACUUAUGGAUGAAGUUAAGGCAAGAUUGGAAGAAGAAGAAAGACAAUGUCAAGUAUCCUUGAAAAAUUUAUGGGAUGAAUGUGAAUCUUGUUUAGAAAGUACCUGCAUGAGAUAUUACACAACUUGCAAGCAUGGUGUGUCAACCUUUAAAAGAAAGGUUGAAGAUUUUUUGAGGAAAAUACCUCCACUCAUUUUCAGUUUUCAUGAGGAUCAAGGAAAAGACAUCCAGUUUAAUGAAAAGUCUGAGAAAGAAGAUAUCCAGCUAGUAAAAAUGGAAGAUUUAUUUAGCCAACUAUUAUCAGAUGUGGGCUCAAUAUUUGACAGAAGUUUCAUUUUUUUCAAGCACAUGCAAAAAGAAUUUGACCAAUCUUUUCAGACAUAUUUCAUGUCUGAUCUGGACUUGAGUGAGCCCCCCAGCCUGCCAGCUUUACCUGAGGACACCACCAGAAAUGAUGGCUCACAGAAAGGCUGGGCUAUGCCUGGCUUUUUACAGAUAGUUUUUGAUUUCAGUAGGACCGUGUUUGAAGGUGUCAGUGAGGUGAUUACCGACGUAUUUGAUGAAUACAGAGAUUAUAGAAGAGAUUUGCCAGACCAAACCAAAGAACCUGGCAAAAGUGGGAUGUUCUCAAAAAUCGCGCCAGGGCACCAGAGACCUCAGUGCAGGGAGCUAUGGGAGAACUCCUCUGGAUGCCCACAGUUUCAUGAGAGAUGCCAGAAAUGUCAAGAUAAUCUUUUGCAUGAUUGCCCAAACGUUCCUGAGCUGCACAUAAAGUUUGAUGAAGCCUUUAAGCUGGUUAAUCUCUCAGGGGAGCAGUAUGAGCAGAUUCUCCAAGUGGUUCGGCAUCACACAGAAGACACUUCCUACUUGUUGACCAAAAUGAAAGAAAGAUUUGGGUGGGUGUCUGAGUUAUCCAAUAUGACCAUCGGACCAGAAAGCAUUUUCAAUAUAGAUAAGGUGGUACCUGGGGAUCCCUCCAGUAAAAAUGAAACUGUGGUAGACGUGAAUAUUCUGACUUCUCCUACUUUCACCAUUAAAGUUCCUCCCAAUUUAGACCCACAGAGUGCUGAAUUCAUUGAAUACGUAGCUGGGAAAGCACUGCAACUGUAUAAGCAGAAUUUUUAAGUGGAAAGAAGAUGUGUGAAAUCUUUCUUCCUUGAUCACUAUGGUUGAAAUACCCCUGUGCUCAACAUACAGCUAGUUGUUAAAUUACUAUGGUUAAAAUAGUUGCAUAUAAAUAAAAUUUUGCUUAGUAAACACUGUGACAUAUGAGCUAGCAACCAAAGACUG
This is a messenger RNA of Empidonax traillii (willow flycatcher), 1658 nucleotides long. RefSeq names its product clusterin like 1 (gene CLUL1). The coding region runs from base 108 to 1493 and encodes 461 amino acids. The transcript has 9 exons. The record is from RefSeq and is a predicted model, not a curated record. Lineage: Eukaryota; Metazoa; Chordata; Aves; Passeriformes; Tyrannidae.